UUGUAGUCUCAAUCGAACACAACACAACACAACACAAGAAUGUUUCUGACCAAGGGUCUCAUCUGUAUUGCCUUUUUGGCGCUGGCCAAUGCCCAGUUCGCCACCAACUAUGCCAGUGGACGCAACGGCAUGGUGCAUCUGUUCGAGUGGAAAUGGGAUGACAUUGCUGCCGAAUGCGAGAAUUUCCUAGGUCCCUAUGGCUAUGCUGGCGUGCAGGUGUCGCCCGUCAACGAGAAUGCCGUGAUCGGUGCCCGCCCCUGGUGGGAGCGUUACCAGCCCAUCUCCUACAAGCUGACCACUCGCUCCGGUAACGAGGCGCAGUUCGCUAGCAUGGUUAGCCGUUGCAAUGCCGUGGGUGUGCGCAUCUAUGUGGAUGUCGUCUUCAAUCACAUGUCUGCCGAUGGCAACAGCUACGGUACUGGCGGCAGCACUGCUGAUCCCAGCACCAAGAGCUUCCCCGGUGUGCCAUUCUCCUCCCUGGACUUCAACCCCACCUGUGCCAUCACCAACUACAAUGACCCCACCAAUGUGCGCAACUGUGAGCUCGUUGGUCUGCGCGAUUUGAACCAGGGCAACUCUUGGGUGCAGGACAAGAUCGUUGAUUUCCUUAACCAUUUGACUGAAUUGGGUGUUGCUGGUUUCCGUGUGGAUGCCGCCAAGCACAUGUGGCCCGGAGAUUUGGCUGUCAUCUACGGUCGUCUGAACAACUUGAACACUGCUCACGGUUUCAGCUCGGGUUCCAAGCCCUACAUCUUCCAGGAGGUCAUCGAUUUGGGCGGUGAGGCCAUCAGCAAGUCCGAGUACACCGGCAUGGGCGCCAUCACUGAGUUCCGUCACUCCGAUUCCAUUGGCAAGGUGUUCCGCGGCAAGGAUCAGCUCCGCUAUCUGACCAACUGGGGCACCGCCUGGGGCUUCGCUGCUUCCGAUCGCUCUCUGAUCUUUGUGGACAACCACGACAACCAGCGUGGACACGGUGCUGGCGGCGCUGAUGUGCUCACCUACAAGGUGGCCAAGCAAUACAAGAUGGCUUCCGCUUUCAUGUUGGCCCAUUCCUUCGGCACACCCCGUGUGAUGUCCUCCUUUGCCUUCGAUGACACCGACCAGGGACCACCAACCACCGAUGGCCACAACAUUGCCUCUCCCGUCUUCAACAGCGACUUGUCUUGCAGCGGUGGAUGGGUCUGCGAGCACCGUUGGCGCCAGAUCUACAACAUGGUUGCCUUCCGUAAUGCCGUCGGCGAUGACCAGGUCUCCAACUGGUGGGACAACGGCAGCAACCAGAUCUCCUUCAGCCGUGGCAGCCGCGGUUUCGUUGCCUUCAACAACGAUAACUACGAUCUGAACAGCUCUCUGCAAACUGGCCUGCCCGCUGGUAGCUACUGCGAUGUCAUUUCCGGCCUGAAGAGCGGCUCCAGCUGCACUGGUAAGACCAUUGUCGUUGGCUCCGAUGGACGUGCCAACAUCAACAUUGCCAGCAAUGCUGACGAUGGUGUCGUUGCCAUCCAUGUCAAUGCCAAAUUGUAAGCGCUGUGCUUUGUGCUGUGUAAAGAACACAAUGAGAUUGAGAUUACAUUGAGAUUAUAUACAAAUAUACAAUACAUAUACGAACAUAAAAGAA
Molecule: messenger RNA, 1618 nt
Organism: Drosophila sulfurigaster albostrigata
Lineage: Eukaryota; Metazoa; Arthropoda; Insecta; Diptera; Drosophilidae
Product: alpha-amylase A
Exons: 2
Coding region: 40-1524 (494 amino acids)
Biological process (GO): carbohydrate metabolic process
Molecular function (GO): alpha-amylase activity; cation binding
Source: RefSeq, a predicted model, not a curated record